Molecule: messenger RNA, 1802 nt
Organism: Clunio marinus
Lineage: Eukaryota; Metazoa; Arthropoda; Insecta; Diptera; Chironomidae
Source: the annotation of a GenBank genome assembly
CACAUUUUCAUUAGAGUUUUUCUCAUCCACUUUUUCUACCGAUAAUCUUCGGCGAGCAGUGAUAAUUUAUUGGAUAAACACCGCUAAAUUGUAUCAAAACAUUAAUCGCUAUGCAGGCAAAUAUGAGACAGCUGGUGUCAUUGUUGUCAAAGACAAAUUUUAACACUUUCCGUGCAUCGAGUGCUCUUUAUUGUCGACAUUAUUCCAGUCAACAUGAAGCUGAUGUUGUGGUAGUUGGUUCCGGUCCUGGUGGAUAUGUAGCAGCAAUCAAAGCAGCACAAAUGGGUCUCAACACUGUAUGCAUCGAGAAAGGAGACACACUCGGUGGAACGUGUUUAAAUGUUGGAUGUAUCCCAUCAAAAGCUCUUCUAAACAACUCUCACUAUUACCAUAUGGCUCAUUCCGGUGACUUAGCCAGUCGUGGAAUUGAAGUUGGUGAAGUCAAACUCGAUCUUGAGAAGUUGAUGGGACAGAAAUCCAACGCUGUAAAAUCCUUAACUGGUGGCAUUGCACAGCUUUUCAAGAAGAACAAAGUAACACACUUAAAUGGAUGGGGAACCAUAACCGGUCCCAAUACAGUUCAAGCGAAAAUGGCUGAUGGAUCAGUGGAAACUGUCAACACUAAAUACAUGAUUGUUGCAACUGGCUCUGAAGUCACACCAUUCCCUGGAAUCGAAAUCGAUGAAGAAACAAUUGUUUCAAGCACAGGUGCUUUGUCACUUAAAGAAGUUCCAAAACGAAUGGUUGUCAUUGGUGCUGGUGUCAUUGGACUCGAGUUGGGUUCAGUAUGGUCACGUCUUGGAUCAGAAGUCAUUGCUGUUGAAUUUUUAAACUCUAUUGGUGGAGCUGGAAUCGAUGGCGAAGUUUCAAAAUCUUUCCAGAAGAUUCUUACGAAACAAGGAUUGAAAUUCAAACUUGGGACAAAAGUCACAGGAGCCUCAAGAACAGGAAGUGGCUCAAUCACAGUAUCAGUAGAAUCAGUUAAGGAUGGAGCUAAAGAAGAUCUUGAAUGUGAUGUUCUAUUAGUUUGUGUCGGACGUCGUCCUUAUACUGAUUGUUUGGGAUUAGAAAAUGUUGGAAUUGCUUUAGAUGAUCGAGGCAGAAUUCCAGUAAAUGCACAACUUCAAACAAUUGUCCCCAAUAUUCAUGCUAUCGGUGACGUUAUUCAUGGACCAAUGUUGGCACAUAAAGCAGAAGAUGAAGGCAUCAUUUGUGUUGAAGGAAUCUUAGGUGGACAUGUUCAUCUUGAUUAUAAUUGUGUACCGUCGGUUGUGUACACACAUCCAGAAGUUGCAUGGGUUGGAAAGACAGAAGAGGAUCUGAAGAAAGAAGGUGUUGAAUAUAAAAUUGGAAAAUUCCCGUACAUGGCAAACUCUCGUGCAAAGACAAACAACGAAACUGAUGGAUUCGUGAAAGUUCUUGCUGAUAAGGCAACAGAUCGCAUUUUGGGGACACAUAUGAUUGGACCGGGUGCUGGUGAACUCAUUAAUGAAUCUGUUUUGGCAAUGGAAUAUGGAGCGUCAGCCGAGGACGUUGCUCGUGUGUGUCAUGCCCAUCCUACCUGCGCUGAAGCUCUCAGAGAGGCUAAUCUUGCUGCCUAUAUUGGAAAGCCGAUUAAUUUCUAAGCGUUAUGAACAUAAUUAAUACAUUCACGAUCGAAUUGUUGGAUAUUAUAAAUCCAAUAAAAAGAAGAAAAAAAAUAAAUGUAAUAUCAUCAAUGUAAUUUAUCGAGACAACAGAACAUUUUAUUUGAUUAAAAUUAGGAAAAUAAAAAGAAACGAAAAACUAAAUUUAUAACGUGG